Messenger RNA from Owenia fusiformis, 2359 nucleotides. NCBI's taxonomy places the organism in Eukaryota, Metazoa, Annelida, Polychaeta, Sabellida, Oweniidae. The record is from the annotation of a GenBank genome assembly.
AGAAUAAGAAUAAAGACUUGGACUACAUGACAAAUGAAGAACAAAAUAGAGACAUUGAACUAGAAAAUGAGAACAAAGACUUGGACUUUGAGAAAAAUGAAGAAGAAAAUCUAGAUAACAAUGUUGAACUGAAUAAUGAUCCCUCUGCUGUUGACUACACUUCUCUCAAUGUUGAUGACAAUAUUGAAAACUUAAAUAACUUAGAUUUGAUCAACACUGUUGAUAUUCAUGAUAGCAGCGAAGUUGAAUCUCAGAAUAAGGGUGAAAGUACGGAUGAAUUUCGAAAUUCCUUUGAAAGUGAAGUUAACAGUCUGAUUGAAGAUGAAGUUAAUAAUCCCUAUGAGGUGGAUGCAUCAAAUGACUUUGAAAAUGAGACAGAGAUUGACCAAAACAAUGAAAAACACACUUCAAGUAUUAACCAGUUUCAUGGCAAUGAAUAUAAAAAUCUAGAACAAGAAGAAAGCGCAAUAGUAUCAAAAGAAAGACUUCAAAGAAGAGUUUUACCAAACAGACUCACAUCAAUGGCUUAUUCAGCAUUUGAGUACUAUGAACAAAACAUAAAGUAUAAUUGCACUAAACAUGUAAUCUAUAGCUGUGGGAAAUCACAUUUAUGCGGUGGUUGGUCAGACAGAAUAGAUGGCAUCUUAACUGGGCUUACCUGGUCUUUACUGACUGACAGGUGCUUCCAUAUUGAGUAUAAAGACCCCUGCAACCUCUAUGAACUCAUGGAGACCCCUCGUACUGUUCAGCUAAUAGAUGACGGCAAGGACAAUGAUAACUUCAGAGACAAAGAUGAACAAUACAUGUUGCAUCCUCACAAUGCUGAAAAUGAUCAUCUUAGACCAGAUACUGUGAUGGAGCAAGAUACUAUUGAUAAUGAUCAGACGGAAGGUCGGCCAACCAUAAAGGAUUCAUCAAAUGAUACAAUCAAAAAUGAUAAAGAUAAUGAUAAUGUGAGUGGUAAUAUUUCAAAAGAUAUGCCUAUCAAAGAAACAUACAUAUCAGAAUCAACAAAAUCUCAAUCAAACGAAGACAAGAUUAUGAAUUGGAAUGGAAUAGAUUGGAAUUCCAAGAUAGAGUUAGAAAAUCGAUCAUCUCUCCUUCUGGACUAUGUACUUAAAGAAGAGGAUUCUAUGGAUGAAGUGAAAGACCAACUUGCAAAUUUGGAAGUGUCAUUAGAUGAAAAAUACCCAGAAGAUGUGAUCAUUUUCAGAAACAAUGCACCGCUUUACCGCUUUAUGAUACAAAAUCCAUUUAACAAGGAGAAAUUGAAACAAAUGAAAAUCAACCCAGAUGAAUACGAUCCCAAACUGUUUAUAACUGAUAUGUGCAACGGGCUUUUUACUUUGAAACAACCAAUCAAAACAAUGCUUGAAAGUUUCCUGAAAGAUCUCAACCAAUCACAACUCAUCUGUGCUCAAAUAAGGGUUCCUGAUAUGUUAAUGAAGUUCUCCUACAUAUUUAGGGAUAAUCUCAAAGGAUAUCUCAAAAACAUAACAAAUAUAUGGACAUUUUUCGAGAACUACCCAAAACAACAGGACUAUCGUAUCUUUGUAACAACAAACAGUGAAGACGUUAGAAAUGCCUCAAAGGCUCAAUUCAGUGAAAAUAUCAUUGACAUAGGAGGUAAAACAAUGCACAUUGACCAGCAAGGCCCAUUUGAGAAAUUAGCCUGUGAGAGCCACUCAAAGGUGAUACUCGAUUUUGAAAUACUCUCUUACUGUGAUGUACUUGUGAUAACAAAGGAUUCAGGUUUUGGGAGGAUGGCGUCUUUCAAAAGACAAAAUAAGGACAAUUUGUACAUUGGUUAUUAUGAAGAUGGAAACUAUAGAAUUAAGAAGAAAGUAUGAAAUUAUUGUUUCUCUUACAAAAUAUGCUUAUCUUCCCCUUUCAAGUUUCUACACUAUGUGUGCAAUACUAACAUCUACAUGUAUUAACAUUUUGUGCAGAAAAAGGGUUCACAAUAACCCCCUUUUAUGCAUAUGCAAUAAAGCAUGUACAUAUGUUUCUUUAUACAAGAUAGCAACAUACAGUAAUAGAGGGCUACUGCCAUUCAAAACAUCACUGAGACAUCUUCUAAGACAGCCCUAUAUUAUUUCGUGCACUUUGAAAGUGAUACAUGAUAAGUACACACUUUAGCUUUUUGUAUAAAUUGUGGACCACUUAAUCAAGCACUCGACUUAACAAAUCUGAGUCUUGCCAUGUUUUGCUCAACUAUGAGCUUUGUAACAAAUGGCACUGACAGUGUAAAGUCCUUGUUUUGCUCUACAAUGCACUUUGUAACAAAUGGCACAGACAGUGUGAAGUCCUUGAUUUGCUCUACAAUGAACUUUGUAACAAAUGGCACUGACAGUGUAAA